AUGUCGUGGCAAGUGGACUCGCUAGAGGAGCCAUAUGACUACGAUUCGAUUAUGCACUCCUCCCAGUGGACCUAUCGAAAUGGUGAAUGGAUUGAACGGGUAAGGCCUAAGGAUCCGAACGCCAAAAUUGGACAGAGGGAGAAGCUCAGUGAGGGUGAUAUCAAACAGACAAACAAGCUGUACAGAUGCCCUUUAAUAUGUGGUAGCCAAGUUAGAGGAACAUUUGGGACCAUUACCAGUCCCAAUUAUCCACAGGCUUACUCGGCGAACACGCGCUGCCUUUGGGAGAUAACAGUUCCUGUUGGAUCAACCAUCACGCUCAGUUUCACUUCCUUCAACCUUGAAGGUUAUGUACAAUGCGAUGCCGAUUACGUUAAAAUUUUCAACGGGCCCUCCAAAAAUGAGGCGUUACUCAUUACGCUAUGUGGUCGCGAUCUACCAAAAACUGUAAGCUCAACGUCUAACACAAUGACUAUGGAGUUUGUCUCUGAUAGUUCGGUCCAGGAAGGUGGAUUUUCAGCGACGUUUCAAGCGGCUCCCGCAGUACAGGAUAGAAACUGCCAAAACACGGAACAUUGGUGUCAGCAGGAAUGCAAAGAUACAGAGUUAAGUAUUGAAUGCGCCUGUCGGCGCGAUUUUGAACUUCAACCAGACGGAAAAUCGUGCAAAGUUCUAUGCCGGAUGCUUCUUACUGGUGUUACGGGUGAGCCCCUUUCUCCGGUGGAGUCUUCGAGCAGCCAAUGCGUCUGGAAGCUCGUUCAGACACAGCGAAAUCAGGUUUUCCGCCUAACUUUCACGGAAUUCGAUCUCAUCAAGGAGAACUGCCAAGAUAACUCUGUCAGGGUUGUCCGCCGCCUUGAAAACAAUAAGACAAUUGACAAACGCUAUUGUGGCAAAACAUUGCCCCCAACCAUCAUCUCGUACGACGAGCUGACUCUUGUAUUUGACAUGGGCAGCUCUGGGCAGCCAACGCACUUUCGAGCCAACUACCGCUAUGAAGACAAUGAGUGUGCAACGAAUAAUGGCGACUGCGAGUACAGGUGUUAUAAAACACCUGGCACAUACCACUGCAAGUGCAAAAAAGGCUUUGAGCUGUAUGAAAAGUCCAAAUGCAGACAACGUGGCUUCGCUAAAUGCCUACCGGAAUCAUGCAUAUUCACCUGCCUAUCCGAAUUAAAGCUGUUCCAUUGUUUCCUUAUUGUCACCCAAUAUGCACGCAAGCUUUCGAACACCCUCUGGUAA
This is a messenger RNA of Dibothriocephalus latus, 1242 nucleotides long. The record is from the annotation of a GenBank genome assembly. Lineage: Eukaryota; Metazoa; Platyhelminthes; Cestoda; Diphyllobothriidea; Diphyllobothriidae.